AUGACUGAGAAUCUAAUACAGGCCCGGGAACCUUCGUCCAAGGGCAAGACCCGCAAGACAGAUCCGACGGCACCGAUUCGAAAACGACGAAAGAGGACUGUGGUCAGUGGUGCCCCGGAUGACUGCUUCACAUGUGCCAAACGGGGAACAAAAUGCGACAGACGUCGUCCGUAUUGCUCGCAGUGUCUGGACCUUGGCCACGAAUGUUCGGGAUACAAAACAACUUUGACAUGGGGGAUGGGAGUUGCCAGUCGCGGGAAGCUUCGGGGCCAAAAGCUCCCAGUGAUGGAGUCGACAACUAAAAGUACAAGCAACCAACGCCAGGGCCAAAAGCAGCGGCAGCAGAAGCAGAUACCACUUCCUCCGAUUCAGAGCCAGCCUUCACACCUGCCCUCCAAUCCUCCGACCACCGCAUCUUCUGGGACAAAUACAGUUGGGGUAACUUUUGUUAACUCUGAUCUGCGGCGUCCAUCAGAUGGGUCCAACGUGUCUGAUUUAUCCAAUGGCAUAUCAUGGUCGAUGGACAUGCCGGAUCCACACACAUGGUCCAACGCACCUUCAAUACCACCUCAGAUUUAUAGACUUCCUCUUCCCAGUCGACCAAUGGUUUCAAAUGGCCCGAGUCCUAUUCUCGACCCAGAAGCUUUGAUGGAGUAUCCUCCUCUCCCCUCGGAGGCCACUACCUUCGAUAUCUGGCCUAUCGAAGCAAAUAUCUGUCAGCCCGUGGCGACCGAAGGACUAGAACAGAAAUAUACAACUGCAAAACAGGAUGCAGAUGAAGAGAUCUCAAGUCACGAUCAUGAGAAUCAUGAGAAUAUUAUGAUUCAGGGUGCCGCUCAUUCGCCAUCUUACUCUCAGAUGCUAUUAGCAAGGGCUGUAGGACGCACGCCGCGCCUCCGAUACCUCAUCAGUUAUUACACCGAGGUUAUUGCCCCCAUGGUAGUGGCCUUUGAUAGCCCAAAUAACCCUUUUCGGACCCAGAUCCUACGCUUGGCUAUGGGAAGCGAGGCCCUGCAAGAGGCGAUCGCUACAUUGGCAACCAACAACUUACGACGACGACGACAAGGAAACGGCCAGUCAACAGAGAGAACUCUACCUGCGCGUAUGUCAUCUAUGGCCCAUCGGGCUCUCACCGACCAGGCAUUUCAGGAUAGAUAUGGCAUUUCAGUUCCAGAAGGCUACGCUCGGGAGGAAAACCAUCACCGCGGCAUGGCAGUGAAGGCUUUGAAUGCCGAUCUAGCAGAUCCACAGCGCAGGCUUUCUGACUCAGUUUUGGCGACUAUUUUGAUUCUGUGUCUGUUUCAUGGCUGUGAUACGGGAGUUGCCGAGUUCAAAUCCCAGUUCGCUGGAGUGACAAGGCUGCUGGCCAUUCGGAUGCGUCAUUCUUCUAUUGUUACGGAUGACCUCAAAUGGAUCAUCCGUAUGUUCUCCUGGCUGGAUACGCUGACUGCAACUACGAACGAUCGCGAUGUUCAACUUCGCGGUAAGUGCUUGGAGAUUACUUCAACGACUGAUGGCGAGUGGGGUCUGGAAAAUCUAGCAGGCUGUGACGGUCGCUUGUUCAAAAUGAUCUCUCAGUUGGGACGUCUGAACGUUCUCAGUCAGAAUCAGCAGCCCAAUGAAUCUCGCUCAGCUGAUUUCACACUCCAAUCAACCUCGCUCCCUCCAAACAUGCUGUUCCCCGGAUGGGAUACUGUCACAUCAUCUUCUCCACCGGGUUCAUUGACAAACAGUGGGUAUGGAUUCUCCUUGCCGACACCCCCGUCCAGUACCGACGAGGCGCGAAAAUCAUCAUCUCCGGAAUUCUGGACGGAGUGGUACUCAUUACGGCAGCGGCUUGAAUCCUGGCGAUUUGACCCACCAUCCGUAGCUUCGAUUCCCUCUCCAUCCCCAUCCUCCUCAAAUACCGCCUGGAACCCUCCAACUUUCAUUCCAGAAUAUUCUCCCUCCCAAUCGUACCAAGUGGCGCAGGAAAAUCUCCAAGAUGUCUACCAGAUUUCCGAAUGCUUCCGCCACGCAGCACUUCUCUACUGCGAACGCCUCGCAGAACCAGGUCUUCCAUCACAACAUCCGCGUAUCCAACAUCUCGUACAUCUGGCAAUGCAUUGUCUCUGCGCAGUGCAGUCAGAUGUCUACCUACUCUGGCCGCUUUUCAUUGUAGGCUCAGAAUGUGUCCAAGAAAACCACCGUGCCACUAUUCGGGACCGCUGCAACGACAUCUCCAAAGACUCUGGCUUCGUGAAUAACAUUUCCUGCCUAGACCUUCUGGAAAGGAUCUGGGCAGAGCACUCUGACGAAUCUUCCCAUCCAAUCUACCCUUCUGGAUUUGGUCCCCCUCCACUGGAUAAAAGCGGUUCAUCCAUCACCGCCCACGCAUUCCGCUGGUCCCAUGUUAUGCAGGCAAAACGUGGUGAUGGCGAAUAUAUGGUGGCAUAA
Messenger RNA from Penicillium taxi, 2436 nucleotides. Its product is annotated as Zn(II)2Cys6 transcription factor. Gene Ontology annotation, cellular component: nucleus. The record is from RefSeq and is a predicted model, not a curated record. Lineage: Eukaryota; Fungi; Ascomycota; Eurotiomycetes; Eurotiales; Aspergillaceae. Bases 1 to 2436 code for a protein of 811 amino acids. The transcript has a single exon. Gene Ontology annotation, molecular function: zinc ion binding; DNA-binding transcription factor activity, RNA polymerase II-specific; transcription cis-regulatory region binding. Gene Ontology annotation, biological process: positive regulation of transcription by RNA polymerase II.